Messenger RNA from Aspergillus tanneri, 1926 nucleotides. RefSeq lists its product as uncharacterized. The transcript has 3 exons. The coding region runs from base 1 to 1926 and encodes 641 amino acids. The record is from RefSeq and is a predicted model, not a curated record. NCBI's taxonomy places the organism in Eukaryota, Fungi, Ascomycota, Eurotiomycetes, Eurotiales, Aspergillaceae.
AUGGAAUAUGGGGUAUACUUGAAAUUUUGGAUCGGUGGCAUCUGGCUUCUCCCAGAUGAAAUUCUGAACAUCUAUCAUGGUCCCAUUGCGAUGAUGAUUCAGAAUGAAUCAUUUGGCGUUGAUAAUGGAUGGGCAUUGGGGCUGCCAGGUGGUCAGGCGCCAAGCCGAGAUCCCGUGUCUCCCAUGAAAAAGGUGGACAAAGGAGGGGGGGCGACGUUUCCCUUCCAUCAUCACUCUUCAUCCAUCAGCAACCGAUCCAUAACCAUCACAUCACCAUCAUCACAUCACCAUCGUCACAUCACCAUCAUCACAUCACAACUAUCGUCAAAAUGGACAUCAUUUCUUGCUGACCAUCUUCUUAUCCCUAUCCCCAUUCCUAUUCUUAAUCGCCACCAAUACCUACCUCACGCCAUGACAGCCACACUCGAACGCAGUGUUUCUCGGACAUCGAGCAUGUCUAUACCCAUUUCGAGUCCUAGACUCUCGCUUAUACACGAAACUACUCCCCCCAGUCUUACCGAUCCCACCCUAUCUCAUAUUCACGACCGUUUGACCCUACUUGACUCGCGCCUGCUUGAGCUACGAUCCACAAUCUUGACCAAAGAUGGCUAUGUCGACCGACGCAAUCGUGAGGACGAACAUAUUCGGCGAGAAUUCGAAGCCCAUCGCUCUAUCUCCAGUCGCAUUGACUUGAACGUUGUUGCGUUACGGACGGAUGUCGACCAACUGAAAUCGGGCAUUUUUCAACUCAAGUCGAGCAUCGGCCAAUUUGGUAAUGAUACGGUCUUCUUGCGGAGUGAUAUCGACCAUCUCUCGAAGAAUAUCGAACAGAUCCAGUCCGAUUUGAAGCAGCUUCAAACGGAUGUCUGCGGCAGCAGCGUGGAAAUCAGUAAACUUCACGUAACUAUUAGCCAGUUGCGGACCGAUCUAAUUACUCUUCAGCAUGAGACUUCCCGGCAUUUAAAUUCGGUUUUUGACCGUUUUUCUUUGAUUGAGUCUCGUAUGAAGCAUUCAGAACGCGUCCGAUUCAAUUCACUGGCGCAUACAACACAUGCCCCGAUUACUCCGGUUCCCGUCGUCGAGGUGGAUGGUACUUUGCAAUGGCCGGAGUAUUUUCCUAGGACUGUCUGGCGGUUCUGGUGUUUAAAGAAGCGAAGUCGGAUUGAUCGACUGGUGCAACUGGCCGAUUUCUACGAGCUUGGAGGAUAUCAAUACUGGGAACGAAUGCAUCAGGCUGACUCCUCAUUUGGAAGUGACAGUGACUCGAGUGACUCGAGUGACUACCCGUCCAAUUUGACGCGCGCAGAAGCCGUUCGCUUAUAUCCAGAAGCUGCCCAUCAGGCUCUAGCUGCAACCUUAGGCUUGGUUUACUACAAGAUUCGCAAUGAAGUCGGAGAGGGUCCGAAUGCCCACAUACACACCCGUCCUCCCAAGCGCCAACAGGAAGAUAUGGCCUCGGUAAACUCUGGCUUCAAGCACAAGCCGGUGAAGAUGGCCCGCCGCCCCAAUGAUUUGUCCCCUACCGCUCUCCACAAGUUGAUUACGGGGCCUUCACUGGAAUCGAAAUCCAUGGCUUCUGAAGAGUCGGACAAACUUGGGUGGAAUGCUCAUUCAGAGACCUCUGAUGAGGCAAUGAGCAAGCUUCGGGGGAUUGUAUCAGAGGAAGUGGGGGCAUUACUUCGCGCCUUAGAACGGGGGCGCAUCAAGCUGAAGCCAGGCCGGGCGGACCAGGCGAAUAUAUCGCCUACUGAAUCCAAGUCUGGAUCUCGCAAUGGCAAACUUGGUUUGGAUGGUGCCAAUGAUGAGUACGAGCGCACCCUACCAAAUACCGUUACAACGGAGAUUGUAUCUCUGUCCUCGGGAAAGACCAACAAAAUGGAAGAUCAUGAACUUCCGGAUACCGCCUCUGAUGCUACUAGUCCGUGA